UUGUAAGCUUUCUCCCUUAUAUUCAUCAGAAUCAUUUCUCAACGCCAUAAGAAAAAGGCACUCUCUCUCUCUUCCCUCCUCUUCAUUUCUCCAUUAAUUCUUUUAUCUCUCAUGCGUUUCUCUAAGCACCAACUCUUCUAAAGAGAGAGAGAAAGAGAGAGAAUGGCAUCUGGGUUCUCCGGCGGUGGCGCAGAUUUCUACACCGGCAUCGCGGGUAGAUCCAUAACGAACAUGAAUUCCAACAACCCAUCACAACCUUCAUAUAGAACCCAACUCUCUCAAAUGUUUCUAGACCCUACCUCUCAGAUCGCUCAACACCGAACAUCCGCCACGAACGUAACAACCCAAAGCGUAAUCGGCAAGCGAACUCUCGCCGAUUUUCAAGCACAUCAACAGCAACAACUACAUCAGCCAAACCUACACCCAGCACUAAAUGGUCUCCUUCGGUCCGUGAAGCCCAGGAUGUACCAACAUACAUCCCCAAUCUCUACCCUCUCCCCCAUCGAAUUCUCGGCUAACAUUUCUCCAGAAUUACCAUCCUUGUCUCGGCGUUACGGUAUACCUCUUCUUCAACAGUUUAGGUCCCAGCCCAUCAGUCUUGGGUCCGGACCCACCAUUCACUCAGCGAACCACACCUCUUCUACUGUACCUUACAUGAACACGCUCCAAAGUGAAAACAGAGGAGGCGGAGGAGCAGUUAUUGGAGGACAAGAGUCCAAAAAAAAGAUGAUGAAUCGACUGCAAGAGCUGGAGAAGCAGCUUCUGGAUGACAACGAGGACGAGGAAGGCGAUGCAGUUUCGGUGAUUACUAGCACUAACAGCGAGUGGUCAGAAACUAUACAGAAUCUCAUCACCUCUUCAAGUCCCAACCCGAUAUCUUCUUCUCCUACUUCAUCGUCCUCAUCUUCAUCCUCUUCCUCAACAUCGGUGACCACUCCGGUCCACAAUUGCUCAAAACAAACACUUCUAGACGCUGCUUCCGCCAUUUACGAAGGCAAAAGCGAUGUUGCGAGUGAGAUCUUGAUGAGGGUAUCUCAGGUCUUGAACCCGAGAGGUAAUUCUGAACAUAGGUUGAUGGAGUACAUGUUGCUGGCACUCAAAUCGCGGGUUAACCCUGUUGAGAAUCCGCCGCCAGUGGCGGAGCUGUAUAGCAAGGAACAUAUUGGGUCGACCCAGUUACUGUAUGAACUCUCUCCUUGUUUCAAACUUGGGUUCAUGGCCGCUAAUCUCGCAAUUCUUGAGGCUACAGUAGACCAGCCCAACUCCAGCAGCGAGUUUCAUGUUAUUGAUUUCGACAUAGGGCAGGGAUGGCAAUACGUAAAUCUUCUGCACGCGCUACGUGAGCGUUUGAAUGGGAAGCCUUCCACUGUGAAGAUCACGGCUGUCGCUGAUAAUGUAGGGGAAGAGAAAGAGAGGUUGAAGGUGGUUGGUAGUACCCUGAGUCAACUCGCAGAACAGUUUGGGGUAUCAUUACGUUUCAACGUUGUGAGUUGUAAACUCGGUGAGUUGAGCCGCGACUCAUUGGGUUGCGAUCUUGAAGAGCCUUUGGCCGUUAAUUUUGCAUUCAACUUGUAUCGAAUGCCGGACGAGAGCGUUUCCACGGAGAAUCCUCGAGACGAACUUCUGCGGCGCGUGAAGGGUUUAGCGCCGUGCGUGGUGACGCUGGUGGAGCAAGAAAUGAACACAAAUACGGCUCCAUUCAUGGCGCGCGCGAACGAGGUCUUGUCGUACUAUGGGGCAUUGUUUGACUCUAUUGAGUCGACGGUGCAGAGGGAAAGCUCAGAGAGGGUGAAGGCCGAAGAAGGACUGGGUCGGAAACUUGCCAACUCGGUUGCAUGCGAAGGUAGGGACCGUGUGGAAAGAUGCGAAGUGUUUGGGAAAUGGCGGGCCCGAAUGGGAAUGGCCGGGUUCGAGUUGAAGCCACUGAGUCAAAACGUGACAGAGUCGAUGAAAGCUCGACUGAGUUCUGGGAAGCGGGUGAACCCGGGUUUCACUGUUAAAGAAGAGAAUGGUGGGGUUAGUUUCGGUUGGUUGGGCAAAACUCUCACCGUUGCAUCUGCUUGGCGUUAACUUCACUUUUUUUUUUUUUUGCGCUAAUAUUAUUAAUUGUUAUACUAGUAUUUUUAACUUUUUUUUUUUUUUUGUUUCCUGAGAAAAUGGAAAGGCAAACGAGGAAGACGAAAAAAAGAAAAAAAAAUAAUAAAAGGGAGUGAUUUCAUUUGGGGAAAA
This is a messenger RNA of Hevea brasiliensis (rubber tree), 2229 nucleotides long. RefSeq names its product scarecrow-like protein 8. Gene Ontology annotation, cellular component: nucleus. The record is from RefSeq and is a predicted model, not a curated record. Gene Ontology annotation, molecular function: sequence-specific DNA binding; DNA-binding transcription factor activity. Lineage: Eukaryota; Viridiplantae; Streptophyta; Magnoliopsida; Malpighiales; Euphorbiaceae. The transcript has a single exon. The coding region runs from base 163 to 2070 and encodes 635 amino acids. Gene Ontology annotation, biological process: regulation of DNA-templated transcription.